This is a messenger RNA of Monosiga brevicollis MX1, 1053 nucleotides long. RefSeq lists its product as uncharacterized. Gene Ontology annotation, cellular component: ribosome; mitochondrial small ribosomal subunit. Gene Ontology annotation, molecular function: structural constituent of ribosome; RNA binding. NCBI's taxonomy places the organism in Eukaryota, Choanoflagellata, Craspedida, Salpingoecidae. The transcript has 2 exons. The record is from RefSeq and is a predicted model, not a curated record. Bases 1 to 1053 code for a protein of 350 amino acids. Gene Ontology annotation, biological process: translation.
AUGGGUCCCGCCGAGGACGUGGCAGCCGACGUGGAGAUUGUCAAGGCUCGUGCAGAGUCUGCUGGCCUCCAUCUGCAGCCCAGAAAGAGCCGCUUCUACAUGCCUCGCCACCAUCCCGCUUCCAUCGCUGCUAUCAAGUCUGUCUUGCCAGAUGCCGUGCGUGAGACGGCCAACACGGGCAUGACGGUCUUGGGAACACUGAUUGGCCGUCACGAGUGGAUGAAGAAGCAGCUGAACGACAAGGCGAAGCACAUUGCUGGCAAGCUCAAUGACAUGCUGACGACCGGUGUCUCGCUUCAGGCCCUCCUCACGGCCAUGCAGUAUGUGCCUAGCCUCAUCAAUCACCUCUACACGCUGCCCCCGAGUCUGACGUCGGGCCUGUCCGAGCUCUUGAACCGUGCUUGCAAGGACACCUUUGUCAAAGCCUUUUUUGCCAAGGUAAACCUGUCUGCACCAGCUGGAGCUGAAGGUCAUGACGUUACGCUGGAACAGCUCCUGGAGGCUCGCAUCUUCACGCGGGCCAACACCGGGGGCGUUGGCCUGCACGACUUGGUUGAGCGCGGUCCGGUGGCUUAUGUCUGCAACAUGGCCAAGCUGGCCACUCGCUACCCUCGGGUCUUCGAUCGACUCUUGGAGGAUGCAUCGAGGGCUGCCGACUUUGAGGUUCACGUACAGCGAGCUGGCUUCCAGAUGGCCACGGUCAAGGACGCGGCCACCCAGCGACCAGCUGAGAUCAUUGCCCUCCGCUCCAAGGCGGUACUUGACGACCUGAUGGCCAAGUGCGCGCUGGACCUGCAGCAGGCAUAUCUGGCCUCAUGCGAGUGGGGCGUCAGCACUGUCUUGACCAUGCGGGGUCGAGACAGGUUACGUCGAUUGAGUGACACGACCUUUGCCAUUGCGGUCGUGUCCAUGAUGGGUUUUGGCCUCCAUGAACUCAUCAACGUCAAGCCGACGGACAAGUACGCCACCCUCUCCCAUGUCUGGGUGGAAAAGUCUGGCUACAACGCCAAUGGUCAGAGCUGCCGCAUCGACCUGCACUGCCGCAACUAUUAG